This is a messenger RNA of Xyrauchen texanus (razorback sucker), 1679 nucleotides long. RefSeq names its product tRNA methyltransferase 61A (gene trmt61a). Gene Ontology annotation, cellular component: nucleus; tRNA (m1A) methyltransferase complex. The transcript is spliced from 4 exons. Bases 460 to 1377 code for a protein of 305 amino acids. Gene Ontology annotation, biological process: tRNA methylation. Lineage: Eukaryota; Metazoa; Chordata; Actinopteri; Cypriniformes; Catostomidae. The record is from RefSeq and is a predicted model, not a curated record.
UUAAAAGCAAGUUAACCAGACUACGACUGUAAUAAUUUAACAAAUUCAGUGAUUAUUUAUUAAUCUCAUCUAUCCAAAAUAUUAUAUCCCAGUGAAUAUAUCUAAACCACCCCUCAAACACCUAUUUUGUGCAUCAUGACGUUUAAGUUACUGGUCUUUUAAAAUAUACUUACAUCAUUUUUUGAGACUGAAUUGCAUCGUGGGACGUUUACAUGUUGCGACAAACCGUAGAUCUGUAAAUGAAGAGCAACACAUCCAGCUGCACUGAAGUCGAUCCACAUGAUGUGAAGACUUGCUCUCGGAGAAAAUCCUGAAGUACAUGAGGUUUUCAAGCGAGCUGUUUGCACACGUGCUGCACUGCCUUUCUGAUCCCAAAUCAAGCUGUAUCCUUGCCGAAAACGCAGAAUUUGAUCUUCCAAGACUGCACUCUUCAUUGAAGCUGACACCCACCUGUUCCUCAUGAGUUUUGUGGAAUACUCUGAGUUCAUCCAAGAAGGGGAUGUCGUCAUUAUAUUCCUAGGUCAUGAUUCCAUGAUGCCCAUCACAGUUCAGUCUGGGGCUCAGACACAGACCCGCUAUGGGGUCAUCCGCCACUCCAGUGAUCUGAUCGGACAGCGGUUUGGUUCUAAAGUGACUUGCAGUAAGGGUGGUUGGGUUUAUGUGCUACAUCCUACACCAGAGCUAUGGACAGUAAACCUCCCCCACCGAACACAGAUCCUCUACACUACAGACAUUGCCAACAUCACACUGAUGCUGGAGCUCAAACCAGGCUCUGUCGUCUGUGAGUCAGGUACAGGCAGCGGCUCUCUGUCUCACGCUAUUCUGCGGACCAUUGCUCCCACCGGUCAUCUGCACACAGUGGAGUUCCAUGCUCAACGAGCAGAGAAGGCCAUCCAGGAGUUCAAGGAGCACAAGGUGUCUCACCUGGUUACUGUUAGAAACCAAGAUGUGUGCAAGGAGGGCUUUGGUGUCAGCAGUGUAGCCGAUGCGGUCUUUCUAGACAUCCCCUCUCCGUGGGAGGCAGUCAUACAUGCCAAGAGGGCUUUAAAACACAAGGGAGGACGAGUAUGUUCCUUCUCACCAUGCAUAGAGCAGGUCCAGAGGACUUGUGAGGCAUUACUGGACCAUGGCUUUGAGGAGAUCUGCACUCUGGAGGUUCUGCUGCGGGUGCAUGAUGUUCGUACUGUUACGCUGCCUUUACCAGACUUUGGACCAGAGGAGGGAUCUACUGACAGCACCCAGAUGGCUUCUAAUGUAAGUCAAGAGGAAGUCUCAAAGACUGGAAUUGCCUCUGUGAUCUGCCGGACUGCCAUACCCCCAAGAGAAAUGGCAGGACACACCGGUUACCUUACAUUUGCUACCAAACCACGAGACUAGAAGCCAAAUUGAGGCUAAAGCAGGCAACUCAAAUUGGAAUUUGAAUAGAUUUGAGUACUGCUGGCUCGAUCUUUCCUGAAUAUUAUGACUUCACUAGUAGAAACCUUUUUUUGUUUUGCUUAAUUUCAGCUUAGAUAUAAAAGAAUUGUUACCAGCUUGAGAGGCAUAAACAUCUUGACUGGUAAUGCCAUUCAAACAUUUUGAUUAACAAUACAGCUUAAUGUUUAUUUGUCUCAUUUGUUUGGUUUUUAUUUAUUUUUGAAAUAGUGAAUUUUUAUUAUGUUUUUCUGCAAUAAAUUGAA